Messenger RNA from Setaria italica (foxtail millet), 474 nucleotides. Its product is annotated as potassium/sodium hyperpolarization-activated cyclic nucleotide-gated channel 2-like. NCBI's taxonomy places the organism in Eukaryota, Viridiplantae, Streptophyta, Magnoliopsida, Poales, Poaceae. Bases 1 to 474 code for a protein of 157 amino acids. The record is from RefSeq and is a predicted model, not a curated record. The transcript has 2 exons.
AUGACCUUGGGGGUGCGGGUUUGGACCUCCGCGGUGAGGUGGGAGAAACUUCUUGGGUCCAAGGCAGGCAACAUGGAGACCAAAGUGGAAGUCGAAGGGUCUGCUCGUAUUGCGCAAGCCGCCUCCUCCCACGCGCAGCCUCCGCCUCCGCCUCACGCAGCACCUCCGCGGCUCCACCUCCCGCCGGCCGCAGCCGCCGGCCGCAGGCUCCCUCGGUCCCUCCAGCCGGCCACAGUCCGCCUCCCGCCGACCGCAGGCUCCCUCCCCCCGGCCGCAGGCUGCCUCCGCCUCCGCCUCACGCAGCACCUCCGCGGCUCCACCUCCCGCCGGCCGCAGCUGCCGGCCGCAGGCUCCCUCGGUCCCUCCAGCCGGCCACAGUCCGCCUCCGGCCGGCCGCAGGCUCCCUCCCCCUGGCCGCAGGCUGCCUCCGCGGCUCCGCCCUCGCCCGGCAACAAGGAGCCCCUGCUCAGGUGA